Molecule: messenger RNA, 606 nt
Organism: Westerdykella ornata
Lineage: Eukaryota; Fungi; Ascomycota; Dothideomycetes; Pleosporales; Sporormiaceae
Exons: 3
Coding region: 1-606 (201 amino acids)
Biological process (GO): protein ubiquitination
Cellular component (GO): cytoplasm
Molecular function (GO): ubiquitin protein ligase activity
Source: RefSeq, a predicted model, not a curated record
AUGUCUGGCUAUGAGGAGGAACACAACAUUGCCAAGGAGGAGAAACCAGAGCAUCCCCCGCGGCGGCCGGACCUCUCCACCUUCUUCUCAACACUCGAACUAGUCGAUACCUCUGAUCCUCAGGCACACCAUAACGUACAUGCGCUUCCUGAGCCAGAGAACGUUGCAGCUGCAUUCCGCCUGCUCGCCAAUGCUUUCGAGUUGAUGCGCGGACGAGCGCCGGAGGACCAGAGUCGUGAAGGCGCUGCAGGAAACGACCUUCUUGCAAACAUGAUCGAGAUCCUGAGGCAGAAUGCGGACGACCCUCCGCAAGAGGUGAAGGGCGUGCCAAAUAGCUUCCUGGACGAGCUGGAGAGAGUACCGAAGAAGGCGUUGAAGAAGGAUGACACCUGUCCGAUUUGUGUCAAUCCGUUUCUAGAUGACGAGUACCCGCUUGUUGUGCAGCUACCCUGUCACGAAGGCCACCGUUUUGAUCUCGAGUGCAUUGCCCCCUGGCUGAAGCUGAACUCGACUUGCCCGCUGGAUCGUAAGGAACUUCUCAAGAAAAAGCAGCCGCCGCCCCCGCCCGAUCAUGACGAAGAGGAAUAUGAUGACAUGUACGCUUGA